This is a messenger RNA of Xiphophorus maculatus (southern platyfish), 2033 nucleotides long. RefSeq names its product beclin 1 (gene becn1). The record is from RefSeq and is a predicted model, not a curated record. Gene Ontology annotation, biological process: autophagosome assembly; cellular response to nitrogen starvation; late endosome to vacuole transport. The transcript is spliced from 12 exons. Lineage: Eukaryota; Metazoa; Chordata; Actinopteri; Cyprinodontiformes; Poeciliidae. Gene Ontology annotation, cellular component: phosphatidylinositol 3-kinase complex, class III, type II; phosphatidylinositol 3-kinase complex, class III, type I; phagophore assembly site. The coding region runs from base 233 to 1579 and encodes 448 amino acids.
UCAACCAACUUGUGAAAACAGAGGAAGAGAUCUUAUUCACCGUAAACAACAAUAAGGAAGUGCUUAAUAUAGAGUUGAUGAUUCAGUGAUUUUAUGUUUUCUUUUACAAUAUAUAUUUUACGGGAUGAAUUAGUAUUAAGAUAACAGCUGUUAUUUUCCAUAGUUGAUAGUGAUUAUAUCUCCCACUUGUCUGCUGAGUCGAAGCUAACGGGAAAGCUAACCCAGAUCAGUGAUGGAGGCCUCCAAGUCUUCCAGCACCACCAUGCAGGUGAGCUUCGUGUGUCAGCGGUGCAGCCAGCCGCUCAAGCUGGACACCUCCUUCAACGUGCUGGACCGAGUCACCAUCCAGGAGCUCAUCGCUCCGGUGGUCACGGUGACUCCCAGCAGCAAACAGGCGGACAGCGGCGGAGGGGAAGCGGCACCUGAGGAGACGUUUGUGGAAAACAAACAAGAUGGCGUGUCGAGAAAGUACAUCCCUCCUGCACGGAUGAUGUCAACGGAGAGCGCCAACAGUUUCACGCUGAUCGGGGACGCUUCGGACGGUGGAACCAUGGAAAAUCUCAGUCGGAGAUUGAAGGUGACCAGCGACCUGUUCGACAUUAUGUCCGGCCAAACGGAUGUGGAUCACCCCCUGUGUGAGGAAUGCACCGACACUCUGCUGGAUCACCUGGACACGCAGCUCAACAUCACAGAGAACGAGUGCCAGAACUACAAGCAGUGUCUGGAGCUCCUGUCCAACCUGCAGGUGGAGGAAGAGGAGACCCUGCUGGCAGAGCUGCAGCAGCUGAAAAACGAGGAGGAGACGCUGGUGCAGGAGCUGGAGGCCGUGGAGGAGCAGCGGGCUGCUGUGGCCAAAGAUCUGGCGCAGAGCAGGAUUCAGGCUCAGCAGCUGGACACCGAGGAGCUCCAGUACCAAAAGGAGUACAGUGAGUUCAAACGGCAGCAGCUGGAGCUGGACGACGAGCUGAAGAGCGUCGACAACCAGAUGCGUUACUGCCAGAUUCAGCUGGAUCGACUCAAGAAGACCAACGUUUUCAACGCAACGUUUCAUAUCUGGCACAGCGGCCAGUUUGGCACCAUCAACAACUUCCGACUGGGCCGGCUUCCCAGCGUUCCUGUGGAGUGGAACGAGAUCAACGCGGCCUGGGGGCAGACGGUGCUGCUGCUGCACGCUCUGGCCAACAAAAUGGGGCUGAGAUUCCAGAGAUAUCGACUCGUCCCGUAUGGAAACCAUUCGUACUUGGAGUCACUGACUGACAAGUCAAAGGAGCUCCCGUUGUACUGCUCGGGUGGCCUGAGGUUCUUCUGGGACAAUAAGUUUGAUCACGCCAUGGUGGCCUUCCUGGACUGCGUCCAGCAGUUCAAAGAGGAGGUGGAGAAGGGAGACACCGGCUUCUGCCUCCCGUACAGGAUGGAUGUGGAGAAGGGAAAGAUUGAAGACACGGGCGGCAGCGGAGGCUCCUACUCCAUCAAAACCCAGUUUAACUCUGAGGAGCAGUGGACCAAGGCGCUGAAGUUUAUGCUCACCAACCUGAAGUGGGGCCUGGCCUGGGUCACAUCGCAGUUCUACAACAGAUAAACUAAUUACACUGACUCUGCACAAACCACAAGCCACCAAUGGGAUGGAUUUCUAACCAGUUGAAGCCUGAGUUGAGAAUUUCAUGGAUUUCUGGUUCAAACUUGUUGGAGUAAUUUCAAACUGUGGAGUAAUUUAAGCUUUGCACAUCUGUAGAAAUGCCAUUUUGUGUGUUUUUUGUUAUAUUUCCUUCACCAGUAAAUGUUUGGCAUUCUCUGAGAAGAUCGUUUUGCGUCAGAAGAAACGUUUCGCUUCUUCAUAAGACUGCGCUAAGAAGCAAGACGAAUAAACAACAAUCCACCCACUGCAAUCCCACUUUAAGAUCAGUAGGAGGCAUUUCAAGAAUUAUCGCCUUAAAUGUUCUUAUAUUUCAUCACAAUAUGUUAGUAUAUUAUUUGCUGUUUGAUUUUCCAUUAUGAGAAUUGGUUAAUAAAAUCCGUAACCUCUGGAAAUCAAA